AUGAUUCUAGAAGCUCCACUGCCCCGCGCGCUGGACGGCGAAAACUGGUGCUGGUGCCUGCCUCUAGUGCCCAAGGCUCAGGGCGCUCUUGAUUUCAUAAACUCCAACGUCACCCCCCUGGCCCUCAUUUCUGCCCUCUUGAUCGGGUGGCACUUCCCAGCCUAUGGUGCCGCCGCGGCGGGUAGGAACCUGGCCCCGCUCUCCACCGCGGGCAUGUUCUUCCUUUCCGGCCUGCUACUGAACUCGGGGGAGGUGGGCGACGCGCUGCGCUGUCCCGCGGCCCUGGCCUACGGCCUGACGGCGGUGCUGGGGCUGACCUCCGCCCUGGCGCCCCUCGUCCUCCGCCUCCCCCUGGCGCCGCCCGAGCUGGCCAUCGGCUUCGCCGUCUUCUGCUGCAUGCCCACCACCCUCUCCACGGGUGUGGUCCUGACGCAGGCGGUGCGCGGGAACGCGGCCGUGGCCCUGAUGCUGACGGUGUCCAGCAACCUGCUCAGCGUGCUCAGCGUACCACUCCUCCUGCGCUGGGUCCUGGGCUCCGCCGCGGGCGCGGCCUCCUUCUCCCCGCUGGCCAUCUGUCUGGGCCUGGCCCGCACGGUGGUGGCGCCGCUGCUGGCGGGCGUGGCGAUCAGCCGCGCGGCGGCGGGGCGGCUGCCACUGGGACCCGGCACGCUGGCCAGCGCCGCCGCCACGGGGCUGGGCAUCCACCUCGUGUUCCUGGCCACGAACGUCGCCCUCACCAGCCUCAUCCGCUUCUCCACGAUCAGCGCCGUGGCAGAUCGCGGCAUACGGCGCGCGGUCAUCCUGUGCAGCAGCCAGAAGACGCUGCCCAUCGCCAUUGCUGUCAUAGGCCAGCUGGGCGAGGGCCUGGGCCCAGGGGCGGCCUACGCCGCCAUCGCCUGCGUGGCGGCACACCUCAUCCAGACCGUGUUCGAUUCCGGCCUGGUGUCGUGGUGGCUCCGGCGAGACGCAGCGGCGCUGGAGGCCGAGACGAGGGCCGUCUAG
Auxenochlorella protothecoides is the source of this 1002-nucleotide messenger RNA. RefSeq lists its product as hypothetical. The transcript is spliced from 6 exons. Gene Ontology annotation, cellular component: chloroplast envelope. Bases 1 to 1002 code for a protein of 333 amino acids. NCBI's taxonomy places the organism in Eukaryota, Viridiplantae, Chlorophyta, Trebouxiophyceae, Chlorellales, Chlorellaceae. The record is from RefSeq and is a predicted model, not a curated record.